GCACGGCUAAAAUACCCUGGUUGAAAACAUAAAGGAGAGAUUGAAGGGGUUUAACAAGGGCUUUAUAAGUCCACCCAGAUGAACACUACGAAGUGAUUGCUGUUCCACAGAGAAAUCGGAAGCUUGAAAAUGGCGACGACCAUUUGGAGAACCAAUUCAGCAAGAAACGCAGUUCGCUAUUUCACUCAGCUGAGCCGCCAGUCCCAACUCACUCAUUGCACAGCUUCUUCCCCUUCUCUUCCCUCUCGAUUCUCCUCCCUCCGCCACUUCCGAUCUAGUCGCGAUCCUAUCUCUAGGAAUUAUGAGAUCAUUCCUCCGAUGAACUGGGGGAUUCGCGUUGUGCCGGAGAAGAAAGCCUUUGUGAUAGAGAGAUUUGGAAAGUACGUUAAGACACUUCCCUCUGGAAUUCAUUUCUUGAUCCCCUUCGUUGACCGCAUUGCUUAUGUGCAUUCCCUCAAAGAGGAGGCUAUUAACAUUCCUGACCAAUCUGCUAUCACUAAAGAUAAUGUCACUAUCCUCAUUGAUGGUGUUCUCUACAUCAAGAUUGUGGAUCCUAAGCUAGCUUCUUAUGGAGUAGAGAAUCCCAUUUAUGCUGUCAUUCAGCUGGCACAAACGACGAUGCGUAGUGAGCUUGGUAAGAUUACCCUUGACAAGACAUUCGAGGAAAGGGACACGCUGAAUAAGAAGAUUGUGGAGGCCAUUAGUGUGGCUGCUGAAAGCUGGGGGCUGGAAUGCCUUCGAUAUGAAAUACGGGAUAUCUCUCCUCCACGUGGAGUGAGAGCCGCUAUGGAGAUGCAAGCAGAGGCAGAGCGGAAAAAGAGAGCUCAAAUUCUUGAGUCUGAAGGAGUGAGACAGGCCAACAUCAACAUUGCUGAUGGUAAGAAGAGUGCAGUGAUCCUAGCAUCAGAAGCUGGGAAGAUGGAUCAAGUCAAUAGAGCUAAAGGUGAGGCUGAAGCUAUCCUUCUUGUGUCAAAAGCCCUGAAAGAAAUUGGAGGAGCAGAGGGAACGACAAUGUUGCUUCCUAGCUCUGCAUCCAAUCCUGCUAACAUGAUGGCUCAGGCCCUUACUAUGUAUAAAAGCCUGCUUGGUAAUGUUUCCGGAAACAAAUCUUCAUCAACGUCAGGGCAGUUGGAAGGAAAUAAUUCCUCUGGCGAGGGUAAAGAUGAAGGUACUGCAACUGCUACUUCAGCUCUGGAAAUCCCAGAUCAUCAUGAAAAAACGGGGUUUUCACUUCAGAGCCCCAAAAGAAGGGAAUAGUCUUUGAUUUUGCAAAACUUUGCCAUUCUAGUGAUUUGAUUUGUUUUUAGAGAGGGAAGCUGAAGUUUGUUUGGACUUCUGUUGCUAGUUGCUUAGCAUUGAUCACAGGAUACACACAGAAUUUAUGACCAUGUAUUCAAAAUCUCUUUUCUUACUAACGGGCAAAUAUGGCAAGAGAAGAGGAGCAAUUCUUCUGUCUAUCAUGUAUAUAUUCGUUUACUGCUAUUCCUUGUUUACUUCCUUAAAUAAUUCUUGCCUGCUUACAUAGCUUCAUUUGAAGUUAUUUAAUUUUUCAAAAGGAGGUGGUUGAUUAUAUUAUAACUAAUACAUAGGAGGUGCUGUAACACCCCGAUUCUCC
Messenger RNA from Arachis ipaensis, 1615 nucleotides. Lineage: Eukaryota; Viridiplantae; Streptophyta; Magnoliopsida; Fabales; Fabaceae. The record is from RefSeq and is a predicted model, not a curated record.